AAAGGACACUGGGCAACGAACUGCCCCAGCGGUGAGGGGACGGGGAGACUUUCACUGCCGAAUGAACAUUGCAGAAAGUGAGAAGGGGGCAGACGGGGAGGGGACAUCCAGCCUACCCGCCAAGGAUCAGAGAAAGGGAAGUGAAACACACAUACAGAAGCUCCAGCACACAGUCAAAUACAUGCCACUGCAAUGAAGUAUCAGCUUGCGUUACUAGCCGCACACACCAGAUCACACACAACUUUGUGGUACUGAUGUUAAUUACAUUAGUGAUGCUUUAAGAAAAUGCCUCAACUCCAAGUUAACGGUCACAAACUUAAUGUAAUGGUUGACUCCGGUGCAGGUAUUCUGUGGUACGGAUGUCAGAUUUGACCUCAUCUCCUGAGAUGAGUGGUCGCUUUAUAUUCGUUCAAAUGCACUGCUCAGUUAGACAAACAUCCCAUAAGGUUUGAACAUGAUUUUCUGUUGUCUCCCUGUUGCCCAAUUAAUCUAUUAGGAAGAGAUUUGAUGAUUAUGUUAGGCCUCAAUUUAGUAUCCUCCUCUGAUGGAAUGACGGUUACACACAAUUCUUCUUCACCCACCUUCACAAUGUAACAGAUCACACAUGAGCAGCUGUUUGCAUUUCAGUUGCGACUUCCUAUAAAUGCCUCCACUAAUCUGCUCUCCACGUCGCACUCUAUUAUCAUUUUUUGUUGUUCUGAUGUUAUACACACUGAUUCAUUGCAUUGCACUUCACAUGUGACAGACACAGCAGAUCAUGUUUAUGAAUCUCUGUUUUCGCCUUUUUCUGAUGAUUCUCUAAAAAAAAAUUUGGUCUGGAAAAUGCAGACAUUACCAGCUAGCUAGCCAGAUGCCCGCCAAUUCGGAAUUGACUAAAAACUGAGCAAAAGAUGCCUGGAUUAGGUUUUGAAAAUGAUGCACAUAUUUUGGUCAAUAUUUCAAAAUGCACAUUAUUGGACAGAAGGAAACAUUUAAUAUAUUCACUCACCAAGGUUUGUUCUUCCACCUGCAGCAGUGACUCUGGCUUGCAGCUCGAAGAAGACCGCCAAAGAAAAUCGGGAGAAUCAACAACAAGGUUCAUACUCAAACACGCAAACAAAAGCUUGUGUGUAAAAACCCCGGUCAUCAGGGCCUGGAAGCUCUCAGAUGGAGAAAGGGCUCGAGCCUGCAGCCUGCGCUGGGCCUCCAACAUGCUACUGUAAUAUCUGUAAGAGACGCUCCUUCCCCACAAGGCUUCAGGAGAGUCUCUGUUUCCUCCACCUGAUACCCCCAAUUCCUCACACACUGGGAUGGAUUGCAUUACUUAUGAGCUGGACACCCUGGACGUCCCUCCUCUCACCCCGACCAGCAAGGAGGUCCUCAGCCAGGCAGUGAAGGCCAGUUUCGCCGGAUUCACCCAGGAGAGAAUCACCCGUCACUUUCCACAGGAUCCUUCCCUGUGGUCUGAGUGGGAGGUGAACCACUGGCUGGACUGGUGCCAGGCUGAGUUCGGACUCCACUGCCUGGGCUCGGACCUGCGAGGCUUGCAGGGCAGUGAGCUGUGUGGCCUGGACCGAGAGGAUUUCCAGAGCUUAACGUCUGACUGCACCGCAGGGGAGAUCCUGUGGGAACAUCUUGAGACCAUGAGGAGAGAGAAUGAAUAUGACUUCAGUUCUUUCUCACCCAUCUGCACAAUACCAUCUUACUACCAGCUUCGAUUCAACAAAGAUGAUGUUCAGGAGCUUUCAGACUCACACUGUUACCAUAUUCAGUAUGAUGCCUCUGAGAGGACAGAGCUCCACACUCUGGACUCUGUGGCUGCACAACAUCAAGACCAUCACCUGUUCAAAUCACUGGAUCCCAGCAGGAGCAUGGCCUCUCCCUCUCUGCAUCAGGAGCCAGGAGGAAAUGGAGAGACAGACUCCGAGGUGGAAAUUGGUCAUAGUGACGAUUCAGACAUUGCGGACGCUCUUGCGUGGACCACUUCAGUCCAGGAUAUGGACCCGGUCGUGGGAGAGACCAUGUCUGAAGAUAUCUUCACUUUACCACAGACACACAGGAGCUUCAAGGACUAUGUUGGCAACAAAACAGACCUGGGCAGGGCUGUGAUACCAGCAGCCGUCCUCGCUGGUUACACUGGAAGUGGCCCCAUUCAGCUGUGGCAGUUCCUCCUUGAGCUUCUGACAGACCGGAGCUGUCUGUCAUGUAUCAGCUGGACAGGAGACGGGUGGGAGUUCAAGCUAACGGACCCUGAUGAGGUGGCGCUGCUCUGGGGCCGGAGGAAGAACAAACCCAAGAUGAAUUAUGAGAAGCUGAGUCGCGGUCUGCGCUACUACUACGACAAACACAUUAUACGCAAGACGGCGGGUAAGCGCUACGUCUACCGCUUCGUCUGCAACCUGCAAGGCCUGCUGGGAUACGAGCCUGGAGAGUUGCACGCCAUGUUGGACAUUGGUAGCAAGAGUCACUGAUGACUCAAUAAACACUGGGAGGAUGAAGCAGAGAGACACUUACUUUACAUAUAUGGAAUCCUUCGAUUUCCAUCUGUAUUCACUAGGUGUAAAUGAGAGCAGCCACCCUGAGGCCUGCUGGACACACACUAGGUUCAUGUACAUGUGUGGGAGGAUUCUGAGGUUGUCGGCUAAGCUUAGUUAUUAACAUUAACAGAUGACAUGUAGCACUUUAUCUUGAUUUCACUGUCAAACAAUAAAACAAACAUCAAAGUUAUUUGUGCAAUUUGUUUUUAUAUAAAUAAGUUUAAAAAACACAAAAAAUAACGUGAGGUUUAUUAAUAUCAUGCAUAUCAUAACAUCAUAAUAUCAUAUAUUCAUUUAAAAACUUACUUUAAACUUGCAUGUUUGACAUUUUCACCAAUUUCACAGGAAAUAAUUUAUAAAAUCCUAUUUAAAGAACUGUUAUCUAUGCUUGUGUGUGUAAUAUGGUGCAGUUUGAAUAUAUUGGGCCUAUUCAGUGCUUUUUAGAAAUAUUUUGGAAAUGAUGGACAUGCAUUACAACUCCAGAGUUUUAUCCGUCAUCAUGAUGAUCACCAGGUAAACAGCAGAAACAGGCUCAUGUUUCACAGUAAUCUAACAGGAAUGAAUACUCAACUUAUUGAGUUGCGUCAAACAGCUGAGCCACAUUCUGCUCUUUGACCUGUGAGGGUUGCUGGUUUGAAUCUCUCUGAAAAACAAAGAUGUUGUAAAUACUGUUAUUUACAGCGCAUCUUGUUAAGCCCUAUGAGACACAAAAUUUGAUUGAAAAUGGGGAAAUAUGAGUGUCCAGUGGGAAGCCUCCACCAACAUGAGUUCCCCCCAGUGAUAAGCUAACAACUAGGAUCAUCUGGUGAAGGUUCCUGUGUGGACGCAGAGAUAUAGCAUGAGAGCGUCCCUGCCAGGAGCCGCUUCUACAGGGAUCAGCUGCUGCUCAGACUAAUGGAACCUUAUUGAUGUAUUCACGCUUGCUGAGACAACCCCUCUCUGGCUUUUCGCUCCACUUCCUAUGUGAGGUAGGUGUGUGGGAGACUGGAAUAACCAGCUCCCUCAGAGGGAUCAAGCGGACUGAUUUAACACCUCAAAUCCCACACAAGGCGUGUUUGGAUUUAUAACCUCCUCCAGCAGGGGAUCCAUUUCUGCUCCUGUGGAUUGACGAAUGAUUCCUUUCAGUCUGACCCUCAGUGUGUCUUCAGAGCUUGAUUAUUCCGCUAUAAUACACGUGCAACUGAAACAUACCACUGAGGUUGACCAGAAAUUGAAUAUACUCUAUGAUAAAUUAUUUGACGAUAUACAGAUAAUGGAAACUAUCCUUAGUUUUUUAU
This is a messenger RNA of Platichthys flesus (European flounder), 3793 nucleotides long. Its product is annotated as protein C-ets-1-like. Gene Ontology annotation, biological process: regulation of transcription by RNA polymerase II; cell differentiation. Lineage: Eukaryota; Metazoa; Chordata; Actinopteri; Pleuronectiformes; Pleuronectidae. Bases 1290 to 2450 code for a protein of 386 amino acids. The transcript has 10 exons. Gene Ontology annotation, molecular function: sequence-specific DNA binding; DNA-binding transcription factor activity, RNA polymerase II-specific. The record is from RefSeq and is a predicted model, not a curated record. Gene Ontology annotation, cellular component: nucleus.